This is a messenger RNA of Myotis davidii, 5586 nucleotides long. RefSeq names its product RAS p21 protein activator 2 (gene RASA2). The record is from RefSeq and is a predicted model, not a curated record. Gene Ontology annotation, biological process: regulation of GTPase activity; intracellular signal transduction; negative regulation of Ras protein signal transduction. The transcript has 26 exons. NCBI's taxonomy places the organism in Eukaryota, Metazoa, Chordata, Mammalia, Chiroptera, Vespertilionidae. Bases 833 to 3316 code for a protein of 827 amino acids. Gene Ontology annotation, molecular function: phospholipid binding; GTPase activator activity.
AACCUAUGCCCUUCUUGGCUCAAACGAGAUUCCCCCAUGAUUCUCUUCUGGCGCCAGCUUUUUCGCUUUGGGACUAACCCCUCAACCAGCCUUUUCACCUUCAAAAUGCCAUGGGAGCUGCUCAGAAGUUGCUCUCACCAUCAGGAAUGACUUCCUCUAAGAACUGGACUCACCCAAACCCUCAACACUGGGAAAGCUGCCAAGUGGGAGAUGGCUCCUCCUAGGAUGGCGCCGGAGUAGCGUGACUGGGUGUGUGUGCACUGCAGUGGGUCCACGUCAGGUCCAAUGCCAGAUGUCCUACUGACUAGCUGCCUGACCCGCGGAAACCUCCUCGCCCUUCUGCGCUCAGAGACAUGGUCUCUAAAAUAGGAAUUGCAACAACAGCAAAAAUAACAACAAACAAUAAUGAUAUCAUCCACAUACAGGGCCACAGACAGAGUACAUGGCACUAGUACUUUCGGAGAUGUUCCCCUUGGGCCUGCACUGUUGAAUCUCUCCUUACUGAUGUUUCCCCCACCCUGGGUUUUGCUGUCAAAGGGGGCUUGGGGCCAGCCCUGUAGCCAGUUCCUUUCUAGUUCCACUCAAGCCUCCUUUCUCCUACCUCAGGGUUUGGAAAAACACAAAGGCAUUAAUCUACCCAACCACCCUUCCACUGUCCUCCCAUGGCAUGGAGAAGAGGACUGAGAGGUGACAGGUUGGUGUCUAACCUCCAGUGAGUGCAGCCAGCUGGGUCUCCAGCCCCACUCUCCUUUGCUGGAGGCGCAAGUUCAAAUGUGUGUCAACCAGGCCCGCUGGAAGUAGUGCUGCCUCAUGAGUGGACAGCCCUAGGAAAAUGAUCUGCAUUCAAAUACUAGAAAGCCAGCACAUUUUUCUUCUCCUGGCUCACCAGAAGGAAGGUGAAGCAAAAAAUUUAUUGCCUUAUCUUGGACCCAACAAAAUGAGAGAUUGUUUCUGCACCAUAAAUUUGGAUCAGGAAGAAGUUUAUCGUACUCAAGUUGUUGAAAAAUCUUUAAGCCCAUUUUUCAGUGAAGAAUUUUACUUUGAGAUUCCAAGAACUUUCCAGUAUUUGUCUUUCUAUGUUUAUGAUAAGAAUGUUUUACAAAGAGACCUUCGUAUAGGAAAAGUAGCCAUCAAAAAAGAAGACUUGUGUAACCACAGUGGUAAAGAAACUUGGUUUUCACUGCAGCCUAUUGACUCCAAUUCAGAGGUUCAGGGUAAAGUUCACCUUGAAUUAAAGCUGAAUGAGCUGAUAACAGAGAAUGGAACUGUGUGCCAGCAGCUUGUUGUACACAUCAAGGCAUGCCAUGGGUUGCCUCUCAUAAAUGGACAAAGCUGUGACCCUUAUGCAACAGUUUCUCUAGUGGGCCCUUCUAGGAAUGACCAAAAGAAGACAAAAGUAAAGAAGAAAACAAGCAAUCCACAGUUUAAUGAAAUCUUUUAUUUUGAGGUAACCAGAUCCAGUAGUUACACCAGAAAAUCCCAGUUCCAGGUAGAAGAGGAGGACAUUGAAAAGCUAGAAAUUAGGAUUGACUUGUGGAACAAUGGAAACCUGGUCCAAGAUAUUUUCCUAGGGGAGAUUAAGGUUCCUGUGAACGUGUUAAGAAAUGAUACCUCUCAUCAAGCCUGGUACUUGCUACAACCAAGAGACAAUGGAAACAAGUCAUCUAAAACUGAUGACCUGGGGUCUCUUCGAUUGAAUAUAUGUUAUACAGAAGAUUAUGUGCUUCCUUCAGAGUACUAUGGUCCUUUGAAAACUUUGCUGCUAAAAUCACCAGAUGUUCAGCCAAUAUCUGCCUCAGCUGCUUACAUUUUGGGUGAAAUAUGUCGAGAUAAAAAUGAUGCUGUUUUGCCCCUUGUACGACUGUUGCUGCACCAUGAUAAACUUGUUCCUUUUGCCACUGCAGUGGCUGAAUUAGACUUGAAGGAUACACAAGAUGCAAAUACAAUUUUUAGAGGAAAUUCCUUGGCUACCCGAUGUCUAGAUGAGAUGAUGAAAAUAGUGGGAGGGCACUACCUGAAAGUAACAUUAAAACCUAUUCUAGAUGAGAUAUGUGAAUCAUCAAAAUCUUGUGAAAUUGAUCCUAUUAGAUUGAAAGAGGGAGAUAAUGUAGAAAAUAAUAAGGAAAAUCUGCGCUACUAUGUAGACAAGUUAUUCAGUACAAUUAUAAAGUCAAGCAUGAGCUGCCCCACUGUGAUGUGUGAUGUCUUCUAUUCUCUACGGCAGAUGGCUGCGCAAAGAUUUCCUAAUGACCCUCAUGUUCAGUAUUCUGCAGUGAGCAGCUUUGUAUUUCUUCGUUUCUUUGCUGUAGCCGUAGUAUCACCUCAUACUUUUCAUUUGCGACCUCACCAUCCAGAUGCACCGACAAUUAGAACAUUAACUCUCAUCUCAAAAACCAUUCAGACUUUGGGAAGCUGGGGGAGUUUGUCCAAAAGCAAGUCAAGUUUCAAGGAGACAUUCAUGUGUGAAUUUUUUAAAAUGUUUCAAGAGGAAGGAUACAUUCUAGCAGUUAAAAAGUUCUUGGAUGAAAUUUCAUCUACUGAAACUAAAGAGUCCAGUGGUACGAGUGAGCCUGUGCAACUGAAAGAAGGUGAGAUGUAUAAAAGAGCUCAGGGAAGAACUCGGAUUGGAAAAAAGAAUUUCAAGAAACGGUGGUUCUGCCUAACAAGCAGAGAGCUCACCUACCACAAACAGCCAGGUAGGAAAGAUGCACUUUACACAAUUCCAGUGAAAAACAUUCUUGCUGUGGAAAAACUGGAAGAUAGCUCUUUCAACAAGAAAAAUAUGUUCCAAGUAAUUCAUACGGAGAAACCACUCUACGUCCAGGCAAAUAAUUGUGUAGAAGCUAAUGAAUGGAUAGACGUACUCUGCAGGGUGAGCCGGUGCAAUCAGAACAGGCUCAGCUCUUACCAUCCCUCUGCAUAUCUCAAUGGCAGCUGGCUCUGCUGUCAGGAGACUAGUGAAAGUGCUCUCGGCUGCAAGCCAUGUACUGCAGGUGUCCCUGCAGACAUCCAGAUAGAUAUUGAUGAAGACAGAGAAACAGAAAGAAUUUAUUCCCUUUUUACCCUCAGUUUACUUAAGCUACAGAAAAUGGAAGAGGCUUGUGGAACUAUAGCAGUGUAUCAAGGACCACAGAAAGAGCCUGAUGAUUAUUCUAACUUUGUAAUCGAGGAUUCUGUAACAACCUUUAAGACAAUUCAGCAAAUAAAAAGCAUCAUAGAGAAGCUAGAUGAACCUCAUGAAAAGUAUAGGAAGAAAAGAUCAAGUAGUGCAAAAUAUGGGAGCAAGGAAAAUCCAAUUGGUGGGAAAGCAUCCUAGAGUUUGACCAAUUGAUUCAGAACUGGAAAAUAUUUUUGUUGGAGUUUUUCAAUUCAUCAUAUGUUUUGUUUAUAGUAUUUAAGAAUGAACAUUGGCUUCAGUGUCAUCUGCAUUCACUUUGUAUUUAAUAUUUAAUAAUUGGAAUUAACUAUUUGGGAAUCCCAUAUUGAUGUAUUGCUAUAGAAUUUGAAAUCCAAGAUUCCCUUCAUAUCUGUGUGUCGAAAGCCAUGUUUCUGCAACUUUUUUUAAAUAGAAAGAAUCUUCCUAAAGAAGCUUUGUAACAAAAGGAGAACUCCGUACCAUCUGUUUUUAUAACACACUCCGUGUUCUGUGGACUUUUCACUACCAUUAGUGCCUGCUCUAUACUGCCAACAUUGUGUUGUUUUUCUAGAAAAUCCCAGGCCAUAACUCAGAGCUUUCCAUUUAUUUAGUUCACCUAGACCCUCUGCCUCCAAAAAAAAAAAAGAAAAAAAUACAAGAUUUUUCUUUGGUCCAUUAGUCAUUACAGAUUACAUUAAGAGCAUUGACUGAAACUUUAGAAAACUGCCUGAUUGAAGAUGUAAACAGAACUCAGAUAGGAGGAACCAGGGAACAUGCACUGUUGGGUGCAUCUUGUUUACAUUUGGGAUGAAUGGUGGCAAAUGAAAUAAAAUAAGACCACUAAAUUUUUUUCAUGGUUUUAAAUAUCAGGUACUCAUUUUCUUGAUUUGAGAGUUCAGGUUAACAUGACUGCUAAGGACAUUUCUUCUGAAAAAGGAGAGAGUAAACAGUGAACGAAGGUGGUGGGAAAAUCACUCGACUUCACCUGCUAUUCCAUGUUGUGUUAUAUAAGGGCCACCAUCGGGACGCCCUCUCCUAGUGUGACUGUUACCAAGUUGAGAGCCAACUCCAGAACAGUCGCCCAGCGCACUUUAAUAAUCUGGGCUCCCAGGCCCCAGAUUAUGCUUUAGAUACUCCGUGGUAUCUAAUCCUUAUGAUCAGUUCAAUGAUCGGUGUUUAAGUCUAGAAAUAGUGCUUUCCUGAAAACGUUUAUAUUUCAUUGCUAUUUCCUUAUUGCCUGCUAGCCAAAUGGUAUUUGGGCAAGCAACUGUUUGAAUCCUGUUUUAUCCUAAUAAUUUACUUUUAUCCUAAAAACCGUAACUGUAAAUAAGCAAUCGAAGCAAGUUGCCAACUUGAAGUCAAGAGGGACAUACUUUGCUUCAUCAGUAUUAAAAACCACGGUACUUUUAUUUUGUCUUUUUGAACUUAAACAUUUUCUAAAUGUGGUACUUUGAACCUUGGAGUAUUUACACGUUUCGGUUUAAAACUGUGACUUAUUAAUGUAAGUCUGGCUAGUAGUGCUUUUGUUUGGCUCCCCAGGGCCUCAUUCCUCUGCCGUUACCUAUGAAUACUUUGAUUUUUACUACCUGGUCUGCUUUCUCUGCCUUUUCCACACUUGAAAACAUAUAUGGCAGCUCACUUCACCCUAAAAACCUGGAAACCCCAAGAAGGAAAGAAAAAAAACGAUACAGACUACUCUUGCCAUAAAUGCCAGUUCUGGUUCUUAAAUUAGCCACUUCCAUCAGUUGAAAUUGAGGUGAUCUCUUACUUGUUUUGUUGUUGUUAUUUGUUUUGUUUUUUGUUCAACUUUGUGUUUUAAUAUUCAUUUAAUAAGAUGAUGGGCAAUAGCAAAGUUUUCACUCCCAGGAAUAUAAUUUAUCAAAUUGAAUGAUUUUAUUUGCCAAAGAAAUAUGUUUAUAAUAUAACAGGUAAUGGUUAAGUGUCAAAUGAGGCUUUCCUUAUUAUUCAAAAAAAUGACAAAUGCUGUGGCUUUUGUCUCUGAUUUUGAAGCCUAAUUUCAUUUAUCAGAAAGGCUCAUUCAUACCAGGUUUUAGAAAACAGAUUGUUUUAAACGUAAAAGCACCUUUAAUUUGUUCUAACGGUACAUACUGUAAAGACAGAAUGCAACAGAGCUUUUCAGGUGUGCUUGCUGAUGUGAAAAAUACAGGACUUAUUCUCGAGUUAAACUACCAGCCUUGAUUGAUAUUAUUUGCUUCCAUUUUUAUAACUUGGAAAUUAAUAUGUUGCUAGUAAAUAUCGGUUUUUACAGUGUCCAGUUUUAAAAUGUAAGUUAUCAAAACUUAAUGUAGUGCAUUUGUGUAACCAUAUUGUAUUAUUGAGAAUGUAUUUUUAUUUAAAUUUUAUUUUCUUAUCAAGAGUAUUAUAAAAAUUAAAAACUUUUGUAACUGUUGCUUGGAAAUAACUCAAAUAAAUUACAAGAAGCCCGUCUA